GAGUGCUCUGUGCAUCAGUUCACUUUCUAGAUGACAGUGCCCCCCUUCGCUUACUCCAAUAGUGACAAAUUGCUUUUUGAGUUGCUCAACCUCUCAAAGUUGCCAAUAUAAGAGAAACCACCGUUUGCUGCCUAACACAGUACUUCAUCUUGCUCAUGCUUAAAUUUUAUAGUACUUCUUAUCAGUAACUACAACAAGUGCAGCAGUUUAGAUUCCACUGAACUCCAAUGGCAGAAACUGCAAGGAAUGAGGGGCAUAUAGUGAUGGCACCUUUCCUGGCACAUGGCCAUCUCAUCCCAUUCCUAGCACUAGCAAGACAAAUCCAAGAAAGAACUUCCUUCACCAUCACCAUUGCAACCACUCCCCUCAACAUUCAACACCUCCGAUCCGCCAUUUCCUCCAACAAUAUCCGCCUUGCGGAGCUAACUUUCAAUUCUACCCAACAUGGUCUGCCACCCAACAUAGAGAACACAGAGAAGCUGCCUCUGACAGACAUCAUCAAAAUCUUCCAUGCAUCACUGAACCUUGAGGCUCCUCUUCGCUCCCUUAUAUCCCAGAUCACACAAGAAGAAGGUCACCCUCCACUUUGUAUAAUCUCUGAUGUCUUCCUUGGGUGGGUUACUAAUGUUGCCAAGAGCUUAGGUACUAAAAAUAUAACCUUCACCACUUGUGGUGGUUAUGGAACUUUGGCCUACAUCUCUAUCUGGUCUCACCUCCCCCACAGGAAAACAGACUCAGACGAGUUCUGGGUUCCGGGGUUCCCUGAAAGCUACCGGUUCCACCGCACUCAGCUGCAUAGAUAUCUAAGAGCAGCUGAUGGAAGUGAUAGCUGGUCCAGAUUCUUUACUCCACAGAUUGAACUUUCUGCGAGGUCUGAUGGCUGGAUUUGCAACACUGUUGAGGAGAUAGAGCCACUGGGACUGCAGCUCUUGAGGAAGUAUCUUCAACUUCCUGUUUGGACUGUGGGUCCUCUACUCCCACCAGCUACACUAAAGGGUUCCAAACACCGUGCAGGGAAAGAACCCGGUAUAGCUCUUGAAGCAUGCAUUGAGUGGCUCGAUUCGAAAGAUGAAAGUUCUGUUCUUUACAUUUCUUUUGGGUCACAGAAUACUAUUAGCGCCUCCCAGAUGAUGGCUUUGGCUGAAGGACUGGAACAGAGUGGGAAACAGUUUAUUUGGGUUAUAAGACCACCUUUUGGUUUUGACCUUAAUGGAGAAUUCAGGGCAGAAUGGUUGCCAGACGGGUUUGAAGAGAGAAUGAGACUCAGCAAACAGGGUUUAUUGGUGCACAAAUGGGGACCCCAAUUGGAGAUUCUAUCACACAGAUCGACCGGAGCGUUUCUAAGCCAUUGUGGGUGGAACUCUGUGUUGGAGAGCCUUAGCAACGGUGUUCCCAUCAUUGGGUGGCCACUUGCAGCAGAGCAGGGAUACAAUGCGAAGAUGUUGGUGGAGGAAAUGGGUGUGUGUGUGGAACUCACACGAAAUAUGGAAUCUGUCAUUUCUGGGGAGAUGGUGAAGAAGGUGAUAGAAAUAGUUAUGGAUCAAGAAGGGAAGGGAAAGGAGAUGAAGGAGAAGGCAAAUAAGAUUGCAGUACACAUGAGAGAGGCAACAACAGAGAAAGGUGAAGAAAAGGGGUCUUCCGUGAGAGCAAUAGAUGAUUUUGUAAGAACCAUUUUAGAAUCCAAGGCUACAUGAGUUGUUUCAUUUGAAUUUGAAGAAUAAAGCUACUUGUGUAAACAAACUUGUCAUAAGAUUUUGAGAAUGUUAUUACCAUGGAA
Molecule: messenger RNA, 1777 nt
Organism: Lotus japonicus
Lineage: Eukaryota; Viridiplantae; Streptophyta; Magnoliopsida; Fabales; Fabaceae
Product: crocetin glucosyltransferase 3-like
Exons: 1
Coding region: 228-1694 (488 amino acids)
Molecular function (GO): UDP-glycosyltransferase activity
Source: RefSeq, a predicted model, not a curated record